Molecule: messenger RNA, 2814 nt
Organism: Endocarpon pusillum Z07020
Lineage: Eukaryota; Fungi; Ascomycota; Eurotiomycetes; Verrucariales; Verrucariaceae
Exons: 5
Coding region: 1-2814 (937 amino acids)
Biological process (GO): pyruvate decarboxylation to acetyl-CoA
Cellular component (GO): intracellular membrane-bounded organelle
Molecular function (GO): pyruvate dehydrogenase (acetyl-transferring) activity
Source: RefSeq, a predicted model, not a curated record
AUGUUCUCCAAGGCGGUCAUUCGGGGCACCACAUUUGCCAGAACGCUGCCCAGGCGUCAAGCUUAUGGUAUUACCUGUCGCUCAGUCACGACUGAUGCUGCCUCGUCCCAUGCGGAGAAAGCAGAUGUCCCUUCGGAAGAUGAUAAGCCCUUCCAAGUCAAGCUGUCCGACGAGAGUUUCGAGACCUACGAACUCGACCCUCCUCCGUACACGCUAAACACCACCAAGAAAGAACUGAAACAGAUGUACUACGACAUGGUGUCGAUACGACGCAUGGAAAUGGCAGCCGACCGAUUGUAUAAGGAGAAGAAGAUUCGAGGCUUCUGCCAUCUUUCUACAGGCCAGGAAGCUGUGGCGGCUGGCAUAGAGCACGCCAUCACCAAGGACGACCAUGUCAUCACUGCUUAUCGGUGCCAUGGCUUCGCCCUCAUGAGGGGCGGUACUGUCCGAUCAAUCAUUGGUGAACUGCUUGGACGCCGGGAGGGAAUCGCUCAUGGCAAAGGGGGCUCUAUGCACAUGUUCGCCAAGGGCUUCUACGGUGGUAACGGCAUUGUUGGUGCUCAAGUUCCUGUGGGUGCAGGCAUCGCGUUUGCAAAUCAGUAUUUGGGUAGAGAUAAUACCACAUUGGCAUUGUAUGGUGAUGGUGCUUCGAAUCAAGGUCAAGUCUUUGAAGCAUUCAACAUGGCGAAGCUUUGGGCAUUGCCAAUCAUCUUCGGCUGCGAAAACAACAAAUAUGGAAUGGGUACGUCGGCUGCGCGAUCUUCCGCCCUGACCGAAUACUACAAACGUGGUCAAUACAUCCCGGGACUCAAGAUCAAUGCAAUGGACGUCCUCGCUGUGAAAGCGGCAGUUCAGCACGGCAAAGAAUUUACGAGCAACGGCAAUGGCCCUCUCGUCUAUGAAUAUGUCACGUACAGGUAUGGAGGUCACUCGAUGUCUGACCCCGGCACAACUUAUCGAACACGUGAGGAGAUUCAGAGGAUGAGAUCAACCAAUGAUCCUAUCGCCGGUCUGAAACAGAAGUUGCUGGAUUGGGAGGUGGUGACGGAAGAUGAGCUGAAAGCAAUCGACAAGGAGGCAAGGUCGCAUGUUGAUGAGGAGGUUGCAAUCGCAGAGAAGAUGGAAAUCCCCGAACCGACACCGAAGAUCCUUUUCGAGGAUAUCUAUCCCGCAGCAGCCAGUGAACGUGCACCUCUGCUCCCUCGUCAUCAACAGUCCAAUCCGUCAUCGAUGUUGCGCUCAUCUGCUACCAGGGCGCAACGGAACGUGACCUUUAAUCCAUUGACAACCGUGUCUACACGAGAAGGGGUGCCAGCUCCUGGGCCCUCCUUACACCCCAUUCAGUCACCCUCGAGCGGGCUGACAACCUCGCACAGUGUCCCUACUUCGCAGCCAAUGCUUUCUGCCAUCAACAGCAAGCUCCGACGACGAAACAGUGCUGGUGCCCCUCUCAGCCCUGGGCCCACAUCACCUGCGGCUCCGAAGACUGGUGCUCAGAGAACAACGAAAAAUGCUCAAAAGCUGAAGCUCUUGCCAAACCCUGAAGCGGGGGUGGAGGAUGCGGACGAAGAGAGUGGAAGAGAUGUAUAUUCACAGUUCACGCGAAUCAAGGAUCCAACCGCCAGAAGGGAUGCAGCAAGACUGGGCAAGGCCGAUCGAGAUCGCCUGCCACGAGUCACAGCGUAUUGUACAGCACAGGCAUACCGGUUAGAGGGAGUCAUACGGUUUAUGAAGUCAAGGGCAAGGACAAGAGGCGCCAAUCCGAAACUGUUUGACGAGUGUCUAUACUCUCCAUACGACUAUAACUAUCUGAAAAAGGACGGAAGGAAAACUGGUGGUGCGGGACGACGUGCAAGUCCCUUGCGAGAACGGUUACAACGGAUUCCAUCAUCGCCACGGAUUAGUGAACGCAGAUACUCGGAUUCGGCUGUGGAGGUGGAGGACAACACCAAGCACAGGAGGGAUGAUCUAAUAUACUUGGUAGAUGAGUAUGAGCAAGACCAAUCCACCUUAGAGGAGACAGACGGCACCGCCUUGACCUCGCGUUCGGCAACGGAUUUGCAUCACCGAGAAACCGACGAUCUCCAUAUUCGAGACAAUUCAGAUCUUUCCACAACUGUGCACACUCCUGAGAUCUUCAUUUUCGACUACGGGGCGGUCGUAAUUUGGGGCAUGACAGUGGCACAGGAACGUAGAUUUCUGGCAGAUAUGAGCAAGUUUGCCGAUACCCCCUUGCCAGCCGAAUCAGCGCAGACCGAGGACUUCAACUUCUACUACACGAAAGACUACCAAGCGCGAAUCUAUAAUGAUUUCAUCAGUCUGCGAGAUCCGAAGAAUCAUAUGAUCAAGCUUGCCAUCAGCCAUGCCCUCGCACAAUCAGUCAAAACAAGUUUGUUUGAAGAUCUCGUCUCCGACACCAUCGAAGACACCUCGCCACUACCAGCGCUCAUCGCACAGACAGGAUCAAUCAAUCUAUCACGCCGGCAGCUAAACAUGAAGAUCGGCGAGCUCUUCAUUCUCCGCAUCAAUAUACAUCUCCAAGGUUCUGUGCUGGACAGUCCUGAGUUGAUGUGGGCGGAACCUCAUCUGGAGCCGGUGUAUGCAGCAGUCAGGAGCUAUCUCGAGAUUGGCCAACGCGUCGAGCUCUUGACCGAAAGAUUGGAUGUGAUAGCAGAUCUACUUGCUGUGUUGCGAGAACAAGGGAGUCGAAGACACGGCGAGGUUUUGGAAUGGAUUGUAAUUAUUCUUAUCGCUGCUGAAAUCUUGGUCGCAGCCAUAAAUAUUGUUGUUGAUCUGUAUGCUGGGGUUGACUAG